Messenger RNA from Alternaria novae-zelandiae, 1704 nucleotides. RefSeq lists its product as uncharacterized. Gene Ontology annotation, molecular function: transmembrane transporter activity. Bases 1 to 1704 code for a protein of 567 amino acids. Gene Ontology annotation, cellular component: membrane. Gene Ontology annotation, biological process: transmembrane transport. NCBI's taxonomy places the organism in Eukaryota, Fungi, Ascomycota, Dothideomycetes, Pleosporales, Pleosporaceae. The transcript is spliced from 2 exons. The record is from RefSeq and is a predicted model, not a curated record.
AUGACCUCGUUGUCUAAGUCGCUGCCGGGGUCUUCGGUUAUCUCGUCUCUACCCCUCCCUGCUCAAUCACUGGAUCCGGAUUUGAAGCAACAACACAUUCAGCAGCUGAGGAGAGUCAGGAUGGGAGAGAAAGAGGAGAUCUCGCCAGCGCGAGAGGCUAGCAUCGAUGAGGGGCAACUUGCUGCUGAGAAGCAGAUGCGCGAUAUCGGUGCAGAUCUGUAUCUCGAAGUCCAGCAAUACUCAAGAGAAGAGCUGGAAGCAGAACGCAAAGUCGUCUUGAGAAAGAUCGAUUGGGUCAUCAUGCCAAUGGUACGUUCUCUCCAUUUCAUUUUCACUAAACCACGAGACAGCAUAGCUAAAGAACCCACCCAGAUCUGCAUAACAUACAUGAUCCAAUUCCUCGACAAACUCUCCCUAAACUACGCAAACGCGUACACCCUAACCCCCGACCUGGGUCUCCAAGGCGACCGCUACGGCUGGGUCGCCGCCAUCUUCAACUUCGGCUACCUCUUCUGGGCUUUACCUGCAAAUUACCUCAUCCAACGCCUCCCAGUCUCGAAAUACACCGGCCUAAUGAUCCUCCUCUGGUCCAUCCUGCUCUGCUGCCACGUCGCAGCGAAAAACUACUCCGGCAUGCUAGCCCUCCGCUUCUUCCUCGGCAUGUUCGAAGCCAGUAUCAGCCCGGCCAUCAUGAACAUAGUCAGCAUGUUCUACCGCCGCGACGAACAGCCCGUUCGCAUGUGCGUGUUCCUCGCUUUCAACGGCAUGGCAACGAUGGUCGGAGCGCUCCUCGGCUACGGCCUCGGUCACGCGCACUCCGCGCAUAUCAAAACGUGGCAACUCAUCUUCCUCGUCAUCGGCCUCUUGAACUUCGUCUGGGCGUGGGUGUUCCUCUGGGUCAUGCCUGAUAGUCCUUCCACCGCCAAGUUCCUGAAUCAUAAACAGCGUAUCGUGGCGAUUGAUCGGAUCGCGAGUAAUAUGAUUGGUGUGAAGACGAAGCAGUUUCAGAAACAUCAGGCGCUGGAGGCCGUGCUGGAUUUUAAGGUGCUGUGUAUUAGUUUGAUUGGACUGUGCUGUGGAGUUAUUAAUGGGGGUGUGUCGAACUUUUCGUCCAGUCUUAUCAGGGGAUUCGGGUUUAGUGGCAUUUAUGCUACGUUGCUUCAGCUUCCGACGGGGGCUAUUGAGUUUGUUGUUGUACCGCUGUGUGGACUUGCAGCGGGUUACUUCAGGGAUACAAGGUGUCUUAUCCUGGCUGUGGUCUGUUUACCGCCACUGGCUGGGUUGCUGGGGAUUCGACUUACGCCGCUAUCGGAACGCUGGAGUCUUGUUGGAUGCACGUGGCUACAGUACAUCAUUGGUGCGCCGGUUAUCUUGUCCUGGAAUCUGCUUACGACGAACAUCGCGGGUCACACGAAGCGUAGUACCGCAAACGGGAUGUGGUUCGUUUUCUACGCGGCGGGCAAUAUUGCAGGAGCGAACAUCUUCUUCGCGAGGGAGGCGCCGCGUUAUUUCUCGGCAUUGACGGGGCUCAUCGUUUGUUAUUGCGCAAUGGUGGUGAUAGGAGGUGUACUGGCUCUGUGGAUGGGUUGGGAGAACAAGAGGAGGGAUAGGAUGUAUGGUCAGGGCGAAGAUGAUCAGGCCAUUCGGGAUGGAUUCAGCGAUUUGACGGAUAAACAGGCGAAGCGUUUUAGAUAUGCGCUGUAG